Populus euphratica (Euphrates poplar) is the source of this 1887-nucleotide messenger RNA. RefSeq lists its product as uncharacterized. Bases 265 to 1704 code for a protein of 479 amino acids. The transcript has 12 exons. The record is from RefSeq and is a predicted model, not a curated record. Gene Ontology annotation, cellular component: Cul4A-RING E3 ubiquitin ligase complex; membrane. NCBI's taxonomy places the organism in Eukaryota, Viridiplantae, Streptophyta, Magnoliopsida, Malpighiales, Salicaceae. Gene Ontology annotation, biological process: protein ubiquitination.
AGCACGUCGGAAUCACUUCCUGGCUUUUAAGCAUGUAUCAGCUGACAACACGUACGAGCAUAACAGUUACUAACGUCUCCUUUCCAUUUCCUCUCCAUUCUCUUCUGGUGUUUUCUUCUUCGGUUAAGAUAAACUAGCCAUUUGCAUGCGUCAGUCUUGUUUCUUUGUGAGGAAAGACAUUUAAAGACAAGCACUUUCAGUGGGAGAGAGGGAGAGAGGGAGAGAGACUUAGGAGAGAGUAAAAGAGCAUUCAGCAUCCGAUAAAUGGCUGAAUUUGGAGGGAAAUGGAGGGGUUUGAAAUCGGUGUUGAUGGUUCUGAUCAACUUUUUGUUAGCUUUUGUGUUUGUUUCAGCUGAAAGAGGCUUGACACGUGAAGCAACAUCUGCAAGAACGGAUGAAACUGGAGAUUCUGUGUCAAGUUAUGCUCUCAAAGCUGUGAGCUUUUUAUGGCAGCCUGAUCAACAAGGUUAUCAACAUGUUUGGCCGGAAAUGAAAUUUGGUUGGCAGAUUGUUUUGGGUUCAACCAUUGGAUUCUUAAGUGCUGCCUUUGGGAGUGUAGGUGGUGUUGGUGGCGGAGGCAUUUUCGUUCCCAUGCUUCGCCUCAUUAUUGGGUUUGAUCCUAAAUCUGCAACAGCUAUUUCUAAAUGUAUGAUUAUGGGUGCGGCAGUUUCAUCUGUUUACUAUAAUCUUAAGCUAAGGCACCCAACGAUUGACAUGCCCCUUAUUGACUAUGAUCUGGCUCUGCUCAUCCAACCAAUGCUUAUGCUUGGUAUUAGUCUAGGCGUUGCUUUAAAUGUGAUUUUUGCAGACUGGAUGGUCACAGUACUGCUCAUUGUUCUUUUCACAGUUACAUCAACAAAGGCAUUCUUCAAGGGUGUUGAAACAUGGAGAAAGGAAACGAUAAUGAAACGUGAGGCUGCGAAGCAUUUGGAGUCCAAUGGUGCCGAUGCUGGGGAAGUGGAAUACAAGCCUCUUCCUGGUGGCCCGAGCGACAGCCCUCAAAAGGAGACCAAGGAACUAGAGAUCACUGUUUUUGAGAAUGUUUACUGGAAGGAACUCGGACUUCUUGUUUUUGUUUGGGUUGCAUUCCUCGUGCUGCAGAUUGCAAAGGAGAGUACAUCUACCUGUUCGAUAGGAUAUUGGGUGUUAAACUUGUCACAGAUCCCAGUUUCUGUUGGGGUGACACUUUAUGAAGUAGUCAGCCUGUACACGGGACGCAGAGUAAUUGCAUCCAAAGGAGACGACGGCACAAAUUUCAGAGUCCUUCAGCUCAUGACCUAUUGUGCCCUCGGUGUGAUGGCUGGAGUGGUGGGUGGGCUGCUUGGAUUAGGAGGAGGAUUUAUCAUGGGUCCACUAUUUUUGGAGCUCGGAGUUCCUCCUCAGGUCUCAAGUGCGACUGCCACCUUUGCCAUGACUUUCUCGUCAUCCAUGUCUGUUGUAGAAUACUACCUUCUGAAACGUUUUCCUGUUCCUUAUGCUGUUUACUUUGUCGUUGUUGCUGCAUUUGCUGCGCUCAUUGGGCAGCAUAUUGUGAGAAGGUUGAUCAUUGUGUUUGGAAGGGCUUCUCUUAUCAUCUUCAUUCUAGCUUUUACUAUAUUUGUCAGUGCAAUUUUACUAGGUGGUUUUGGCAUAUCAAACAUCAUUGGAAAGAUUCAUCAUCAAGAAUACAUGGGAUUUGAAAAUCUCUGCAAGCAUGAUGACUAGCAAUUUCUUAUGCUUUAAGUUUUUUUUGACAUAUUUAAAUUCCCUUGUGUUGUAAUUUAUUUAACGAGGCUAUGAAAAAUGUUGCAUGCUCCCUACCAACUCUUGGGCUUUAGCUAGAGGGAUGUAGGAGUAAACACAAAAAUUUUGUGUUCUUAAGAACUUAUAGAUACUUUUCAUGUCAUA